This is a messenger RNA of Porites evermanni, 837 nucleotides long. The record is from the annotation of a GenBank genome assembly. Lineage: Eukaryota; Metazoa; Cnidaria; Anthozoa; Scleractinia; Poritidae.
AUGGAUCUGCUGUUGAAGGCAUGGAUAGUGACUGUUGGCCGAUUUUUGUUUUUCGUCUUGAUAAUCAUCCAAGGCUUGGCCUUGGCUGCAUAUUUAGCGGCCUACGAAAAUCAUUCUGCGUGGAAUUCUUUUGCGCUUCUCUUCCUUCCCGCUUCAUUAUUUUGGUGGUACAUCAGCAUCAACAAUGCGGGAAAACCUAAGUUCCUGUUUUUCACUUGGUUAUCCUAUGUUUGGCUCGGUCUAGUGCCAAUGAUUGGGGUCGUGUUUGGUAUAGCAGUAGACAAACUUUAUCAGCCUAAAGGUUUUCUAAAUCCAAGCACUUUACAGAUGUCUCUCUGUAUAACCCCUCUUCUGCUCCUGUUGUUGUUUCACACUGGAAUGGAAUCAACCAUACACAGAAAAACGAUAGUCAACUUGUCAAUCAAAGCUGCCAUUGAUCUCGUGGAUGCAAUCGAGCUUCUAUCGAUUGUGAUUGACGAAAUUGAUACGAGUCAUAAUGUGCCAAAAAGUGUUGAGAAGUUGCUAAUUUCCUUUGCCUGCAUCAGCAUUUUGUGCCAGUCGGUACUGGGCAUUCCUUAUGAUGAAAAGCGGCUUGAAGAAGGAGGAGACGAAACGGAAAUAUCCAUCGCCAAUGGUCUCACCCAAGUCUUGCUGAAUAUUGUCUUUUUAGGGCUGCGCCUCGGAUUAAUUUUUAAUUUCAACAGAGUCGCCUCUUUGUUCAUCGCUAAGAACAUAGUUAUGAUUGUGGGGCGUUUGUUCGAGUUGAAAUAUCUUACUACACUGAUUUAUCAGGAUGUACCAACCAACGAACCGGCUUCAGAUACUACAGCAGCUCCU